CACCAGAUCAACGAAAUUUUAUUUCGACGACGGCGACUGUGUUCUCAGAGUAGAAGGGGUCUUAUUCAAGGUCCACCGCUUUCUUCUGACCCGCGACUCGGUCGUAUUUCGUGAUAUGUUCAGUGGGGUCAGAUUCCAGGACAAGGUCCCACCGAAUAUGAACGUCAAUGUCUGUGACGAAGGCAUUGAUGACCAGCGCCCUAUAAUUCUUCCCGGAGACAACUCGAAGGCCUUCGAGGAGCUCUUAUCCGUGAUAUACGCUCUACCAGAAGAGAUUACCAAAUUCACCAUUCAGCGACGCGCCCACGGCGAAAUUCUCAGCGUACUGGAGCUCACUCACAAAUAUCAAUUUGUGGCUUUGGAGCUUUGGGCACUCGGAGUGGCGCUUACCCAGUUCACCCGCUUUUGGUUGUUUGGAAUUGGCAACAUAUCUGGAGAGAACCUUCGUCGAUUUCUUGCCGUUGCUGUCCGCAGUCGAGACAACGCACUUCUGGUCAAGGUCGUUGCCCACUGGACCGAGGCGCUCGGGCGGUUUGAGGAUUAUGCCUUCCUUGCUAUGGAUGCAGGGGAUGUUCUCGAUGUUCCUACCUUAAAAGGCCCCGCAUACUACAAAAUCUUGCAAGCCUAUUGGCGCACAAUACCUACGGAGAAGCGAUUGACAAAAGCCCAACGCAUACGUCUUUCUGUAGGAUUUACGUCUCUCGCCGCCCUAUGGGACCAGCUGAGGACUGCACCGCCGCUUUGCUGUCACCCUCCAGACGCAGUCGACAUUCAUCCGGGUUGUAACGAACGCUGGAAUGCCAAGUGGCUCCUAUCGCGAGAAGAGCGAGCUGCAAUGCCAGAGAGCGUCUCGGAUGUUAUAGGAAACAUCGAAUUCAUGUUGAAGAGGAUGCAUAACGUUUCCUACCAGUUUUCGGACGGCACAUGCUACGAAGCCGUGCGCACCGCUCUCAAAAAGUUGAGGAAUGACACGAUAGGAAAGCUAUCCGAUCAUUUCAAGGAUCCUAUAGAUUAGCUGUAGGUCUGAAGCGCGAACGGUUUUUAUUUUGUUUUUAUUUCUGCACCACAUCGAAGCUGUAUUCUGCUAGCCGACUGUAUUCUAGCACUCCGUAACGAACGCAUUGCGCUUGCGAUGACCAUCGUGACUCCGGACGUUUUUUUGCGGUUGAUCAGUUCUUCGACUUUGUGCCAUUCUUAUGAGUCUACUAGAAUUAUUACCGUAU
Stereum hirsutum FP-91666 SS1 is the source of this 1223-nucleotide messenger RNA. RefSeq lists its product as uncharacterized. The record is from RefSeq and is a predicted model, not a curated record. NCBI's taxonomy places the organism in Eukaryota, Fungi, Basidiomycota, Agaricomycetes, Russulales, Stereaceae. The coding region runs from base 116 to 1015 and encodes 299 amino acids. The transcript is spliced from 5 exons.